This is a messenger RNA of Dreissena polymorpha, 8405 nucleotides long. RefSeq names its product N-terminal EF-hand calcium-binding protein 1-like. The record is from RefSeq and is a predicted model, not a curated record. The coding region runs from base 3800 to 4801 and encodes 333 amino acids. Gene Ontology annotation, cellular component: cytoplasm. The transcript is spliced from 17 exons. NCBI's taxonomy places the organism in Eukaryota, Metazoa, Mollusca, Bivalvia, Myida, Dreissenidae. Gene Ontology annotation, biological process: regulation of amyloid precursor protein biosynthetic process. Gene Ontology annotation, molecular function: calcium ion binding.
CUCAUGUGGAGAAAGUUUGAAAAGGAUAGGACAAAGUUGAGUUCCCUUAAAGGUUACAUUACACUAAAUCAUUGUGUAUCCCUCCGUGGUCCAUUCGAAAGUAGUGCCUAUUUCUAAAGAGUUCCUUUUCUCUUCUUGAAUAUAAGCCAUUUAACAAUGUGAGACAUGUCUUUUGUGGUUAUUUGUAAUAUCCUGUAUGUGUCUGGAGUACUUUGAUGCCUUGGAUUGGAAGCUAACUUAAAGAUGGACUUUUGAGGGGUGUUUUCUAUUGUGUGGGGCUUUUGUCGAAAUUAGGAUUCCGAAACACGUUUUUCUACGGUGGGUUCAUUCGACAGCGAUUUACUUUCUUAGAAGUUGCGAGACGGUAUGUUUUUGAUUGCAAUUAUUGGAAGAGGACAGAUCCAUCUUUAAAAUGAUACCAGGUUCGGAAAAAAUUGAUACGUCGAAAAGGCAAGAAAAAUGCUGUGAAAGUUGUCAGUUUUAUAAUGGGACCCUAUGGGAAUCGGAAUUAGUGUAAUAUAACCUUAAAAAAGCACAUUUACUGCAAUGUCAAGGUCACAUGGAUUCGUCUGCAAGCGAGACAAGUAGAACAUGAAUUUUAAUGAAUGUUUUGAUGAUUUGGGUGCUAAAAUAGAUGAGAGAUGUCAAUAUUUUGGUUCAAAUGGAUGUUUUAGGUGGUUUUGGACUGUUCCGGAUGGGAGGGGGACCUGGUAUGGACAAGUAAGGGUUACAUUUCCAACAAAUCUUGAAUGUAAAUAUUAUUAUGUCCAAAGAUUGAAGUUUCAGGUGGAGAGCAAGAUGAAAAAUAUGCCAAAUCACAUGAAUGCAACCCAUUUAUGCCAUUUUUCUCUUUGUUUGUAGGCCUGACCAUUUGUCCCUUGAGCCGCAGACGGUCAACAAUCCGCUAGCUGUCUUGCUCUGACUGGUGCACUGGACAUGAUUUCAAUGAGAGUCAUCAUACUGAUUGUUUAAUUCAAACAUGAAUUUCAGUUUGUUCGUUAAAGUACUAACUUAGCUGUGUAUUUACAGUGGACGUAGUGGUGCGUCGCAUGCGGUAGACUAGGUAUUUCCAUAUAUAAACUAUGUUUACAGAAUUGCGGCCGGUGGAGCAACAUAGCUGAUGAGUAAAUAGCGCUAGUUCUUCAGACAAAUAACUUUAUUUUCAACCUAUAAAGCAUAUUUAGCUGUAGGUGGGGCCAUUCAGCUGUAAGAUCUGGCUUUGGUUCUGUUAAGCCCUUAGAGUAAUGAAUUUCAGAGUGAAGACCAUAGCGCCUUUUCCUAGUCAAGUAUCGGGCAGCUGUAUGUCUUUUCAGAAAUGCACAUGUCUUCUUUAGUAUGUCAUUGUGAUUGCUUUUAAGAUAGGCAAUAAACUCAUAACCUUUAGAAAAAGGAGCAUCUGUAAAUUCAGAUUUCACUAUUUCAGAGUCAGCCAGACCAUGAUUGAGCUUAAGGAUUGUGCUGCCGAUGCGGCCUGUGCAGUUCCGGGAGAAAGUCACUGUCUUGGGCAUUGCGGUCUGGUAUCAGGUCUGGAUGAUCCUUGCCUGACUCCGGGUUUGUGUACACCUCAAUCCGACUCCCUGUCCGGUACCGAGGCCGCAGUGGUGCAGCGCUUGUGGACGAUCCAUCGACAUCCUGAAAGGUCAACACUUCACCAAGCUGGGAAAAUUGAUCCUGAUAGUCAUCCCCAGAGUCAGCCAGACCAUGAUUGAGCUUAAGGAUUGUGCUGCCGAUGCGGCCUGUGCAGUUCCGGGAGAAAGUCACUGUCUUGGGCAUUGCGGUCUGGUAUCAGGUCUGGAUGAUCCUUGCCUGACUCCGGGUUUGUGUACACCUCAAUCCGACUCCCUGUCCGGUACCGAGGCCGCAGUGGUGCAGCGCUUGUGGACGAUCCAUCGACAUCCUGAAAGGUCAACACUUCACCAAGCUGGGAAAAUUGAUCCUGAUAGUCAUCCCCAGAGUCAGCCAGACCAUGAUUGAGCUUAAGGAUUGUGCUGCCGAUGCGGCCUGUGCAGUUCCGGGAGAAAGUCACUGUCUUGGGCAUUGCGGUCUGGUAUCAGGUCUGGAUGAUCCUUGCCUGACUCCGGGUUUGUGUACACCUCAAUCCGACUCCCUGUCCGGUACCGAGGCCGCAGUGGUGCAGCGCUUGUGGACGAUCCAUCGACAUCCUGAAAGGUCAACACUUCACCAAGCUGGGAAAAUUGAUCCUGAUAGUCAUCCCCAGAGUCAGCCAGACCAUGAUUGAGCUUAAGGAUUGUGCUGCCGAUGCGGCCUGUGCAGUUCCGGGAGAAAGUCACUGUCUUGGGCAUUGCGGUCUGGUAUCAGGUCUGGAUGAUCCUUGCCUGACUCCGGGUUUGUGUACACCUCAAUCCGACUCCCUGUCCGGUACCGAGGCCGCAGUGGUGCAGCGCUUGUGGACGAUCCAUCGACAUCCUGAAAGGUCAACACUUCACCAAGCUGGGAAAAUUGAUCCUGAUAGUCAUCCCCAGGUAGUGAAAUGAAUGUACACUGAACUACAGAGGAAUCACACCCAAAUGACUUUUCCGACAUUAGUGUGGCCCCUCGGGCAGGAAUUCCUUAGCAAACAUGCUUUUUUGCAUGGGGACUGUGGCAUUUUUGCAAAACUUAAGCUUUCAACGCUGGAUUUUAAAGAGAACACUUAAUAAAAUGAAGCCAACAGGACUUAUUUUAAUGAGAGAGACUAUCUGGAUGAGCAACAAAUGUCACAUUGUGUCGUAAGCUGUUGAAGGAGCGAUUUGCGCCAUUUCAAGUGUUAAUUUUGGGUAGCAGGCUUGUAUCGGCUUGAAAGCUGCAAAUUAUUCCUCUCAUCAUGAUAGCAAUAAUUAUUUUAAUUGCAAUGUGUAUGUUUAGAUUGUAAGUGAAGCUUUUAAUAAUAAUUUUCUUGAAAAACAUGAUUUUAUAUGCUGUCAGUGAGUUUUUUGUGUGAAAAAAGUGCUUAAAAUUAAAAAAAAGUCUCCUUUUUCAUCAAGAAAAGUACACUGAUUCACAAUCAAUACAUUUAUUUGGGCCUUUUGCUGAUAUAUUGGUGAAUUUCGCAUGCAAUGAUACCAGUUUUUGCCAUAAAAGUUACGCGUAACAAUAAUUAGAGACACAAAAUCAGCUGUCGUCACUUAGACUAAAAAUCAUGCAUUUCGACUUGACUGCGGCCAAUUUAGUCACCACUUUAAAUGGCCAUUUUAAGGCCUUUUCCCCCCUCCGAAUGCACUGAAAUUGCAUAUUCAUUGUGGAAAUAGUUUAAAUCUCAUGUGGAGAAAGUUUGAAAAGGAUAGGACAAAGUUGAGUUCCCUUAAAGGUUACAUUACACUAAAUCAUUGUGUAUCCCUCCGUGGUCCAUUCGAAAGUAGUGCCUAUUUCUAAAGAGUUCCUUUUCUCUUCUUGAAUAUAAGCCAUUUAACAAUGUGAGACAUGUCUUUUGUGGUUAUUUGUAAUAUCCUGUAUGUGUCUGGAGUACUUUGAUGCCUUGGAUUGGAAGCUAACUUAAAAGAUGGACUUUUGAGGGUGUGUUUUCUAUUGUGUGGGGCUUUUGUCGAAAUUAGGAUUCCGAAACACGUUUUUCUACGGUGGGUUCAUUCGACAGCGAUUUACUUUCUUAGAAGUUGCGAGACGGUAUGUUUUUGAUUGCAAUUAUUGGAAGAGGACAGAUCCAUCUUUAAAAUGAUACCAGGUUCGGAAAAAUUGAUACGUCGAAAAGGCAAGAAAAAUGCUGUGAAAGUUGUCAGUUUUAUAAUGGGACCCUAUGGGAAUCGGAAUUAGUGUAAUAUAACCUAUAAACCCGUCUACAAAAAUGGCUGAAACAACAGUGGUAGAAAAGGGAAUGACAAUUUUCCUCGACGUUUUCAGGAGAGCUGAUAGAAAAGAUGAUGGAAAGAUUUCUUGGGAGGAAUUUGUGGCUUUCUUUGCUGAUGGAAUCAUGGGCAAAGAAGAACUGAGGACACUGUUUGAUGACAUCGACACCCACAAAACCAACUUCAUUGACCCAAAAGAGCUGUGUGAUUAUUUUGCCAACCACCUGGGACCAUUCAAAGAAAUCUUAAGCCUUAUAGAAGACCUCAAUGUGAAGGUGAGCAAUAUGCUGGUAUCCACUGCGCAGUCGUACCCGGGCAGUUCCCGCAGUAACCAGUUCACAGUGCGCUUCCUCAUGGGGCUCGUGUUUAACCAGGUCUGCGCCAUUCAGCAUCCGCUUGAUGCAGCCACGGACGCCCUAGAGGCUCAGGCUAAGGAAGAAGGAGUAAACAUCAUAGCCGUUCAGCCAGAGGAUGUGAGAGAGAAGAAUGAAGAGCUUAUUGUGCCUGGUCGCAUUGUCCGGCGGGCCAAACGACAGACUAGCAAACAGACAACAUAUGAGGGUAACCAAAAUUUAACAAGUACACAAGUAGCUCUGGAGGACCAAGUAGAUAGACUAGCCAAGCUUCUCAACAGAAUGGAAAAGAAGGUGAACUUUGAUGGUUUGGUGGAUGAGGAAGUGGACAUCACAGAUGAUAAAAUAGUUUUGCUGUAUCAGCAAGAUUUGACAGUGAAGGAUGGACAGAUGGACUCUUUCAAGACCCAGUUACGAAAAUACAUUGAGGUCACAAAUUCUGCACCAGGAGCUUUGACCAUGUCUGUACGAAGCUUUAAAGACACACCCAAGUUCUCCAUCUAUGAAGUUUGGACUUCUGAUGACCUGCGAGCCAGGCAUCUUCAGGCACAGGGACCGAAAGAGUUCACAGACUGUGUGGCCGGAAUGACUGAGAAGAGGACAGAGUCAGUGGUUCACAUACCUUCCACGUGGUGGAGGAGAGACUGAGAUACAAUACCAUCAAUAUAGAUGUACUAUCUAUCCUGUUACUACAGCUUAGUAGAGCAAUUAACGCCUACAUCAGAAUUGUAAACCUAACUUUUACCUAUCAAUAUUGUUUUUAUGUUUAGUUCAAUCCUAUUAUAGAAUACUAUUUAUGUGCAAUAUGAUGUUGUACACAAUGAUUGACCAGAAAAUGUGCUAAAACUGAGAAAGAUAACUUAUGAUAUGCCAUAUUUUACAAAUGUAUUCAAGUUUAAAGCAUAAAAAGGCCACCCUCUCAUUAGCUAUGCAAUUAAUGAACUUUAUGAGUACUUUCUCUUCAUUACUAUGUACAACCCCCCCCCCCCCCAAUUUCAAUGGCUAUGCAAUUAAUGAACUUUAUGAGUACUUUUUUAUCCCUGCUGAAAAAAUUUUUGGAGGGGAUAUAGUAAUUGGUCCUGUCCGUCUGUCCAUCCAUCUGUCCGUCCAGCUGAAACUUUGUACUGAGCAUAACUCCAAAUUUAUUCAAUGGAUUUACUUUAAACUUAGAAUAUAAACAUAUGGCAACUAGGAGAAGUGCAGUGACCAAGAACCAUAACUCUAUCUACCUUAGUUUUUGAAUUAUCUCCCCUUUUAUAUAACUUUAAAGUAAAUUUUUGUCCGGAGCAUAACUCUAAAUAUACUAAAGGGAUUUACUUGAAACUUAAAAUAUAAACAGAUGGCAACUAGGAGAAGUGCAGUGACCAAGAACCAAAACCUUGAAUUAUCUCCCCUUUUAUAUAGUUUUAAACUAAAUUUUUGUCCGGAGCAUAACUCUAAAUCUACUGAAGGGAUUUACUUGAAACUUGAAAUAUAAACAGAUGGCAACUAGGAGAAGUGCAGCGACCAAGAACCACAACUCUAUCUACCUUAGUUUUUAAAUUAUCUCCCCUUUUAUAUAAUUUUAAAGUUAAUUUUUGUCCGGAGCUUAACUCUAAAUCUACUGAAGGGAUUUACUUGAAACUUGAAAUAUAAACUGAUGGCGAGUAGGAAAAGUGCAAAAAAUCUACCUGAGUUUUUGAAUUAUCUCCCCUCUCUACUAAAGGGAUUUACUUGAAACUUGAAAUAUUAACAUAUGGCGACUAUAAGAAGUGCAGUGACCAAGUACCACAACUCUAUCUACCUUAGCUUUUGAAUUAUCUCCCCUUUUAUAUAAUUUUAAAGUAAAUUUUUGUCCGGAGCACAACUCUAAAUCUACUAAAGGGAUUUACUUGAAACUUGAAACUUAAACAGAUGGCAAGUAGGAGAAGUGCAGUGACUAAGAACCAUAGCUCUAUCUAUCUUAGUGUUUGAAUUAUAUCCCGUUAUUUAAUUUCAAAGUAAAUUUUUGUCAGGAGCAUAAUGAAUUAUCCCCCUUAAUUUGUUUUUACAAAUAUUAUUCUACUCUCUAAAACAAAUGUUGUCAUACAAGCAAACACAUUUUUGCGGGAAUUUGGCACUACUGUGACAAGCUCUUGUCUUCAAUACUAUGUACAGAUCCCCCCUCCAAAUGGCUAUGCAAUAAAUGAACUUUAUAAGUAAAUGUCAAAUUAGCUACAAAUGGACAAGAACAAAUUGAAGCAGACUUAAAAGAUUAUUCAUUUGCUGGCAAAGAAGGAUACAUUAAAAAAAUAAUUCUAUAUGGACACUUUCAAAUCAGAUAAAAAUAUAUUGCGAUAAUUUUUAGACUUGCAUAUACUUUUAUUUCAGGAAAUAAUCUAUUAGUGUCAGGGUAUGUCACUUAUCAUUUUAAGUCUAGAAAAAAAUAGAACGCUAUAUAAAGUUAGAAGAUAGUAAAUUUCAAAACACAACUUAUUUGUUUGUGGUGUCUGUAUAUGCUUUUCUUAUGUUAUAAUUUUGUUAACUGAUAUAUUUUCUUGUAUUCUAAGAAAAUUACUUACCGGUAUUCAAAACUACCAAUCACGGCAAUUCAUAGCAGAAUGUUUACUUGUAUAAAAUAUGCUUUUACAUCAUAUGAGCUUUUGCCUUUGUACAGCAUACUAUUGUAAGCUUACAUGUAUGCUAUUUUGUAUUUUUGUUAGAGCUCUUUAUAAUGUAAUGCCAGUCAACUUUCAUAUUCUUUAUAUUGUCUCUAUUUUGUUCUUUUACAACUUUUACUUUAUUGUUGUAGUUGUUGUUUAUCAAACCUUAAAUGUGCUAAAAUUUUGUGAUAUAUUUUCAUUAGCUUGGUGGUUGUGAUAGAUUUUUAUUAGCUUGGUGGUUGUGAUAGAUUUUUAUUAGCUUGGUGUUUUGUAAAGUGAGAUUUAUUUCAAAUUUGAUUGCUUUGUUGGCUUGUUCAACGGAAAGUCACAGAUGAUUAUUGAUUUGAGACAAAGGAUUAUAGUCAGUCUAGGCCAAAUUCACAAAACUGAUUUCAAAGCUUUCCCAGACUUACACUUACUUACAAUAACGUAUAUAUUUAAUGUAAAAAGGCAUCUAAAUUAAGGUUCAGUAUGUUUUGUAACUACAGAUUUACUUUAAUAAUUUGAAUUUUUGCUCAUUUAUUGGUUCCAUUAUGAAAUAAGCCGGAAUGAAAUAGUAGCCUCAAGCUCUGUUUAUCCUUUAAAGGUGUAGAAGAGACGAAUUAAAUUAAGGUUCUCUCUGAAACCAGCUGGUCUGGAAUUUUAUUUGGUUUGUUAAGACAGAUUCUCUGCAAUGAUCAUUGCAUAUAUUUUUUGUUUUGGAUGUGUAUGUAUGCAUAAUUAUUACUUUAUUUUAAAUGUAUUAUUUUGAUAAGUCACAUCUUUACUAAUUUUAAUAUAUCCAUUAUUAGUGUUUAACUGAGUAAUGCAACCGCAUCAUGUAAAUAAUAGUCAUGUAUUUGUUAAAAAAAGGAUUUUUAAAUAUGAAUUUCUAAGUAACAAUUUUUGUAAAGCUUUGUAAUAUUCCAAUUUACAAACAUUAAACUCAUUUAACAGGUUAAGCACAAUACUAUUCAUUGUGUGCUUUUACUUCAAAUUAGGGUUAGGGCAGUAUUUUAAAAGGCGCUAUGAACAAUCCUAACGUAGGAUGCAUAUAAGAAAAAAAUUUAGGUAAAAUUUGCUUUGCAAAAUUCCAUUAGAAACAGUACACACAGAAUAUAAUUUUUUGACCAACGUUGAUUGGAAUUUUACAUCUGCAUAUCAUGGCAUAUAGCAUUUGAACUGUCUGUCCAUCCGUCAGUCUGUCCGAAAACUUUAACAUUGGCCAUUAUUUUUGCAAUUUUGAAGAUAGCAACUUGAUAUUUGGCAUGCAUGUGUAUCUCAUGGAGCUGCACAUUUUGAGUGGUAAAAGGUCAAGGUCAUCAUUCAAGGUCAAAAGUCAAAAUAUGUAAUCCAAGGGAAGUAAUAAGCUUUAAAAGGGAGAUAAUUUAUAAACCUGCCAAAUGAUAUAUUGAAAUUUUAUUUCAAAGCGGCGCAAUAGGGGGCAUUGUGUUUCUGACAAACACAUCUCUUGUUUUUAUUAUAUUCAAGUAUACGGAAAUUUGUUUUUUGUGUUCCAUUGAACAAUAGUGAUAUCAGUGACUUUAUACCGUUAUAAAUGUUUCUUUAUGUUUCAUUUAGACAAACCUCUUGUUAAGAAUGUUACUUCAUGUCUUGUAGAUUAUAUAAAUAAAGAUAUAUAUAAAACCAUU